This is a messenger RNA of Leptonychotes weddellii (Weddell seal), 2700 nucleotides long. The record is from RefSeq and is a predicted model, not a curated record. NCBI's taxonomy places the organism in Eukaryota, Metazoa, Chordata, Mammalia, Carnivora, Phocidae.
UCUCAGUCUGGCUGAUGUGAAACUUAUUCAAAACCCUGGAACUUGCGAUUUUCUCUUCCGCAAAAAGGGGAGUUCCAGACAAUCUUGCUGGUUGUAUUUAUAGCAUUUUAUUUCCUGAGAGAAGACAGGGAAAGUGAGUGCUUGCUCCCCCUCUUGAGAGGCUCCUCCUCUGCCGUCCCCAGCUGGAGGGCCGGCCGGAGCGGGGCGGUACCAACACCGUGUGCCAGGUGCGCAGAGCGGAGGGGGAUUAUGUCACUCCUUCGAAGGAUGAAUUAAACGUGCUUCCUCCCGUGUCUGACUGACAGCACCACCCAGGAGAGCAGAGCAUAUAAAGCAGCCGCUGCUGCCGGGCGGCCAGUGAGGUGCCGACCCCAGCUCGUCUGCAGGGACGGCUGAGCCUCCUGCACGCCGCAGACCUGGUCCUCUGGACCCGGCCCCCAGCACCGCCUCAGCCCUCGCCUCAGCUGCUUCACGUGCCAGGGUUCGGCGGUGGACGGCAGGAUGCUCUGGACGCUGGUGCUGCUCGCCCUCUGGGCCUCGUCCGGCAUGCAAGCCAGUGGCCAGGACGAGGACACGGCCUUCAACCUUUUCAGCAUCAGCAACAUAAACAGGAAGACCAUUGGGGCCAAGCAGUUCCGGGGGCCUGACCCCAGUGUGCCUGCCUAUCGCUUCGUCCGCUUUGACUACAUUCCGCCGGUGAACGCAGAUUACCUCAGCAGGAUCACCAAGAUCAUGCAGCAAAAGGAGGGGUUCUUUCUCUUGGCCAGCCUGAAGCAGGACCCCAAGUCCCGGGGCACGCUCCUGGCUCUGGAGGGCCCCGGCACCUCCCAGAGGCAAUUCGAAAUUGUCUCCAAUGGCCCAGCAGACACGCUGGACCUUACCUACUGGAUAGACGGCACUCAGCACGUCAUCUCCCUGGAGGACGUGGGCCUGGCUGACUCCCAGUGGAAGAACGUCACCGUGCAGGUGACCGGGGAGACCUACAGCUUGUACGUGGGCUGUGACCUGAUUGACAGCUUCACGCUGGAUGAGCCUUUCUAUGAGCAGCUCCAGACAGAAAAGAGCAGGAUGUAUGUGGCCAAGGGCUCUUCACGAGAAAGUCACUUCAGGGGUUUGCUGCAGAAUGUCUACUUAGUGUUUGAAAAUUCAGCGGAAGAUGUUCUGAGCAAGAAAGGUUGUCAGCAAAGUCAGGGAGCUGAAGCCAAUGCCAUCAGUGAGACCACAGAGACUCUGCACCUGAGCCCGCAGGUGGCCCCCGAGUACGCGGACCCAGGUGCGCACAGGAGGCCGGAGGUGUGUGAGCACUCCUGUGAGGAGCUGGGCACCAUGAUCACCGAGCUGUCGGGGCUGCACGUCAUCGUCAAUGAGCUGCACGAGAACCUGCGGAAAGUGUCGAACGAUAACCAGUUCCUCUGGGAGCUCAUCGGUGGCCUGCCUAAGACGAGGAACAUGUCCGCUUGCUGGCAGGACGGCCGGUUCUUCGCGGAAAAUGAGACGUGGGUGGUGGACAGCUGCACCAAGUGCACCUGCAAGAAAUUUAAAACCAUUUGCCACCAAAUCACCUGCCCCCCGGCCCCCUGCGCCAGCCCAUCCUUUGUGGAAGGAGAGUGCUGUCCGUCCUGCUUGCGCUCGCUGGACAGCGAGGAGGGCUGGUCCCCCUGGGCAGAGUGGACCGAGUGCUCCACCAGCUGUGACUUGGGCACCCAGCAGAGAGGGCGGUCCUGUGACGUCACCAGCAACACCUGCCUGGGGCCGUCCAUCCAGACGCGGGCGUGCAGCCUGGGCAAGUGUGACAAUCGCAUCCGGCAGGACGGGGGCUGGAGCCACUGGUCACCUUGGUCGUCCUGCUCAGUGACCUGCGGCAUCGGCAACAUCACGCGCAUCCGGCUCUGUAACUCGCCGGUCCCCCAAAUGGGGGGCAAGAACUGCAAAGGGAGUGGCCGCGAGACGAAGGGCUGCCAGGGCGCCCCAUGUCCAAUCGACGGCCGGUGGAGCCCCUGGUCCCCGUGGUCAGCCUGCACCGUCACGUGUGCCGGCGGGAUCCGGGAGCGGACGCGCGUCUGCAACAGCCCCGCACCGCAGCACAGCGGCAAGGACUGCGUGGGGGACGUCAAGGAGCAUCAGAUGUGCAAUAAGAGGAGCUGCCCCAUAGACGGCUGCUUGUCCAACCCCUGCUUUCCCGGGGCCCAGUGCAGCAGCUUCCCCGACGGCUCCUGGUCCUGCGGCGCCUGCCCCGUGGGCUUCCUGGGCAACGGCAUGCACUGUGAGGACCUGGACGAGUGCACUGUGGUCACGGACGUCUGCUUCGCCACGAGCAAAGCCCACCGCUGCGUCAACACUAACCCGGGCUUCCACUGCCUGCCGUGCCCCCCUCGUUACAAAGGGACCCAGCCCUUCGGCGUUGGCCUGGAGGCGGCCAGGACCGAGAAGCAGGUGUGUGAGCCUGAAAACCCAUGCAAGGACAAGACCCACACCUGCCACAGGCACGCGGAAUGCAUCUACCUGGGGCAUUUCAGCGACCCCAUGUACAAGUGUGAGUGCCAGACGGGCUACGCGGGUGACGGGCUCAUCUGUGGGGAGGACUCUGACCUGGACGGCUGGCCCAACAAGAACCUGGUCUGUGCAACCAACGCCACGUACCACUGCAUCAAGGUGAGGGCUGGGGCGCCGGACCCCCAGGUGCUGACCCCCGGGGGCUGA